Cloeon dipterum is the source of this 3035-nucleotide messenger RNA. RefSeq lists its product as uncharacterized. The coding region runs from base 130 to 2733 and encodes 867 amino acids. NCBI's taxonomy places the organism in Eukaryota, Metazoa, Arthropoda, Insecta, Ephemeroptera, Baetidae. The transcript is spliced from 2 exons. The record is from RefSeq and is a predicted model, not a curated record.
GACGCAGUUCAAGACACGCCCCAUGUAUAUAAGGAAGAGAGCACUGCAAAUUUCAAUUAAUGCGCUACAGAGCGCACAUCUCAACAGAAGGAGCCUCUUUGCAUUCAGAAGGAGCACGCUUAGGGCACAAUGAGGAGUCUGCUUUGCUUUGUUGUGUUUUGCGCCGCAACUGCACUGUCGCAAGGCGAAAAAACAAAAACCGAGGAAGUUGAAGAGCUUCUCAACGCAAGCGACCAACUGGAUUUUGGUGGUGCUUCGGACCUAGUGCUUUUUUUGGGAUCGACGGGUGUUGGAAAAAGCACCUUAUCAAAAUUCAUUACGCACAAUCCCAGUCUGCAGUCCGUUAAAAUUGGGAGCAGCUACGUUUUUACAGACAACGGCACCAUCAGUACCAUCACAAGCAAGUCGAUGACUCUUCUGCCGAAUAUAUACAAGGACCCUGAAACUAAACAGUUGAUCGUUGACUGUCCCGGCUUCAGCGACACCAGGGAAGAGAAAUACGAAAUUGCCGCUUCGUUUUUCGUCAAAAAAGUGCUGGAGUACGGGAAAAAGCUCAAAAUUAUCCUUGUUGAAAAUCACUUUAGUUUAACUGAAGGCGCCGACCGGUUUGGGUUCAAGCGAUUAUUGAAACACGUUUCUGAGCUUAUUCCGAAUGUUGAGCGCCUUAGGGGCUCUCUCGCUCUCAUCGCAACAAAGGUGAUAAACCAAGGUAUUCCUGAUGACGAGGAAAAAACCGAUAUAUUAAGCUUCAUGAGCAAUUUUGCCAACGAUUUGAGAAACGACUUGACUGUCCAAAAGCAAAACGAAACACUCUUCAAAACCACUGAGGGGAUUUUGAAGGCAUUAGAGACCUUGUAUGGCGAUGGCUCUGGCAAUAACGUGGCUCUUUUUAGAAAACCUAACCGGGCAGGAGAUCCGUGGCAGUCAUCAAUUCUUUUGAAAUGCUACCAAGACAUCAGGGCGCUGAUUUUCCACACAACGCCAUGGAUUGACAAUCAAAAUCAGGUAUACCGGUAUACCCUUACAACAGACAGCGUUGUUUUCAUUAGAGAUCACCUCGUGCCCAAUAACAACAGAAAUGCAAUGACUGAGAUAAACAAAAUCCUUUAUAUUUUUCAAGCAGGAAUUGAGACAAAGAUCAGCCCGCCCGGUCAUACAGUUUCGCAAAAGAUAGAAAUCCUUGGUGGCUUCAAGAAACAAUUUGGAAACGUUCUUGACACUCGCCUAGUAAAUGUAAAAGAUGUAACUUUACUCGGGGACAAUUUGUCAAAAAUAUCACCAAUUCCAGGCAUUGACCCCAAAAUUUUAGAGCGCCUCGUUUUCAAGGCUAAAUUUUUCAGUGAUGUUGGUGGCGUAGAUAUUAAGCAAUUUAUCAGUGAAGUGAGGCAAGAGGUUGCUAAAACUGACAAGAGGCUGGGUGACAUACUGCAUUUUUACCAAUUUCUACAAACCCUCGAAAUCAAACUUGAAAACUACCUUCCACAAUUUGUGCGCCAUUCCUCUUUCAGACAGAUUACAAAAGCCGACUUCAAAACCUUUAUUUUCGAUGCGUCAAAAUUCAACAUCGAAUUUGAUAACAAAAACAAAAUUUUGGGAAUCACCUUGGCAGACUAUAUGAUCACAGACCUGAACAAGGUUCUCGCAACCAGCCUUAACUACCAGGUCAACUACCAUCACAACCAGCAAACGGGGGAGCUGCUCGUAGAGGCGCGCAACCUACUCAUCAGCGAAAUAAACGGCAAGCUGCCCGCCUACGCCGGCCUUAACUCCAUCACUCUUGUAGCGGCUAAAAAAAUUUUCGUGGACCAAAAAUUGACCGUGGUUAACUCGCACCUGAACGUCAUCGCGCCCUCAAUUGAGAUACUGGACAACCCCAAGGAAAUCCUGAUGCAAGGUUCCAACGCGGGGCCAUACCCUGGUAAAGCAGCCGACUCGCAAACUCUCACCGUGCCAGGUAACGAGGGCCACGCAGGCUACCCCGGCAACAACGCGGGCAACAUUCUGCUCUUAGCAAACGACGUCAUUAGACCAGACCUGCUGACCCUUCGAAGUGCCGGCGGCAGCGGAGGGCGCGGCCAAAACGCAGGCAACGGAAGGGACGGGGUAGCAAGCACCUACCCUUCCAUCGGGGCGGUCAUCAUGGGCAGCGCUGGCGAGGUCGACCAGCACGUGCGCAACCACGGUUUCGAGGUGCACCGUGCAGGCGACUACAUGGUGGCAAGCAGCAAGAAAGAAAACGUACUGCCAUCCAAUGGCGGAAACGGAGGGGCCGGCGGUCCAGGGGGCCGGCCAGGACACAUUGUGGUCAAGGUGAAGAAUCACGCCAGUGGAAACCUCGUGAAAACAGCGCAGGUCGUUGGGCCCCAGGGCGAGGGCGGGGACGGCGGGGUCGGAGGCACGGGGAUGGCACAGUGCGCGAGGAAGCACUACAGUUGCGUCAGUCACGAAAUCAGAGGCAAGUGUGGAAAGUGGUAUAGGAGGAAAUCGUGCACCAAGGGAUGGGAGUACAGGUGCUUUCCUCAAAAUUUGGAUAUGUGCGAUAAGUACCCCAACGGCAGCGCUGGAAACAAAGGCACGAGCGUGGAAGGAACACAGCCUAACUACCCUUUGAAGCCUAUCGCAUAUGGUCAAAUUUGGCACUACCUGAACGAACGCAUAGGACCGUUUCAACAAAUUGGGAAUGAGUAUAACGAACUAUACCAAUAUGCCCAAAAUGCGGUAGACAAAAGUUGAUUUAAAACAUUUUUAUUGUUUAAGUAAAUCAAAGAGACAUUAAGUAUAAAACAUGACUCGAUAUUUAUUAAUUUAUGCAAUUAUUACAUUAUUAGUCUUUUAAACAACUAUGUGAGAUAAUUAUUCUCUGCUCUCAUGACGUUUCAAAUUAAAGUUAGACGAAAUUCGAGCGUAGAAAACAGUCAGGGAUACAUGGAUUGUAAAACUAAAAGCUCAGGGUAGGCGCCGCUAGCAUGUAUGUACCUCACAAACUAGAGCAUUUUUUAAAAAUAAAAAUGAAGGAAAAUUAUCUGAAGUUUAAA